UCUCCGGAGCAAAACGCGGCAGCCACUACGCACCGUUUCAACGUUCAAAAGGCGUAAAAAACCGAGGGAACAUUUCCCGCCAAUUCUCUCUCUAAAACACCCUCCUCCUUCCCCAUCUAUUCUCAGCAAAACCCUAGCGAAAAUCCCACCAUUUUCACCGUCCGUAAAAGCAUCUAUGGCAGCUGAAACCCCAAAGAAACAACUAUCCCCCAGAAAGCCCAAAAAAUCCCCCAAUAAUCUCAAAUUACAAUCCUCUCCUCCUCCAAUUUCGUUCUCCCCUCAAACCCCUCAAUCCCUUUUACCUUCCCAACCUCCUCUUCGCAGAUCCUCGCGCCGAGCCUCGCUAUCUUUCACUUCAAAAGCCACAGAUGAAAAAUCAGAUACAAAGACGCCUCUAAAGGCUGUCGAAGAUAUUGGGAAAUGUUUGGGGAAAAGCCGAAAGGGAUCGCGUAAGGAGGAGGGUGUAAAGACGCCGAAAUGUAAGAGCAAUGAGGAGAAUAGGAAAAUCCCAAAGUUCGGUAAAUUGGAUGAGGGAACGGUUGAGGUUCAGGUUACGUUUUCUCCAAUGUCACUGGAGACUAAGAAGAGGAAAAGGGGGGAAGAGAAAAGUGCGGUGACGAGAGCUAUGGAGACAAGGAGUUCCAAGAAGAAGAAGAAGGAGAAGAAGAGGGUUUAUUAUAAGAAAGUGGUGUAUGAUGAGGGUGAGUUUGAAGUGGGAGAUGAUGUCUAUGUGAAGAGGAGAGAGGAUGCGAGCUCGGACGAUGAGGUUCCUGAAAUGGAGGAGUGCAGAGUGUGCUUCAAGGCAGGGAGGAAUGUGAUGAUUGAGUGUGAUGAUUGUCUAGGUGGAUUUCACUUGAAAUGCUUGAAGCCAGCAUUGAAAGAGGUUCCCGAGGGGGAUUGGGUUUGUGGGUUUUGCCAGGCUCGGAAAUUGGGGAAAGAUGUUGAGUUUCCAAAGCCUCCAGUGGGGAAGAAGUGGGUUAGGACUUUAAGAGAGAAGCUCCUUGCAAGUGAUUUGUGGGCUGCCCGUAUUCAGAGUUUGUGGAAAGAGGUAGAUGGUAGCUAUUGGUUCCGAGGGCGUUGGUAUAUCAUACCAGAAGAGACUGCAAGUGGAAGACAACCUCAUAACUUGAGAAGGGAGCUUUAUUGGACAAAUGAUUUUGCUGACAUAGAGAUGGAAUCUAUCAUCAAGCAUUGUAAUGUCAUGAGCCCCAAAGAAUAUGCCAAGGCCAAUGAUGAAGGGGAUGAUAUUUUUCUAUGCGAAUAUGAAUAUGAUAUUCACUGGCACUGUUUCAAGCAUCUAGCUGAGAUUGAUAAUGAUGAAGCAGAUGGUGAAUUUGCUAGCAGCGAUGAAGACUGGAAUUCUUGCAAGGAAGCUGAUUCUGAUACAGAUGAAGAUAUGGAAUAUGAAGAGGAAAACACAAGGAAUGCACAAGCCAGACCGUCCACAACUCAUCAAUUGGCUGCGAACUCUCAGAAGGGCCGUUUCUUUGGUCUUCAAAAAAUAGGUGCCAAAAAAAUCCCAGAGCAUGUGAGAUGCCACAAGCAGACUGAGCUGGAAAGGGCAAAAGCAACGCUUUUGUUGGCAACAUUGCCAAAGUCUUUACCUUGUAGGAAUAAAGAAAUGGAAGAGAUAACGACAUUUAUAAAAGGUGCCAUCUGUGAUGAUCAAUGUCUUGGACGUUGUCUUUAUAUUCAUGGUGUUCCUGGAACGGGCAAAACGAUGAGUGUCCUGGCGGUAAUGAGGAACUUGAAGUCUGAAGUUGAUGCAGGAAGCAUAAGACCUUACUGUUUUGUGCAGGUUAAUGGUCUAAAGUUGGCAUCACCUGAGAAUAUUUACAGGGUUAUCUAUGAAGCAUUAACUGGACAUAGGGUUAGUUGGAAAAAGGCUCUUCAAUUACUGAAUGAUCGGUUUUCAGAUGGAAAGAAAAUUGGCAAGGAGGAUGACCGACCUUGUAUUCUACUCAUUGAUGAACUUGAUCUUCUUGUAACCAGAAACCAGUCGGUCCUAUACAACAUUCUUGACUGGCCUACUAAGCCAUAUUCCAAGUUAAUUGUUAUAGGAAUAGCAAAUACAAUGGAUCUUCCAGAGAAGUUACUUCCUCGCAUUUCAAGCCGAAUGGGUAUUCAAAGACUCUGCUUUGGUCCCUAUAAUUAUCAGCAACUUCAGGAAAUCAUAUCAAGUCGUUUGAAAGGAAUUGAUGCGUUUGAGAAGCAAGCAGUGGAAUUUGCUUCAAGGAAGGUAGCAGCUAUUUCAGGGGAUGCACGCCGUGCUCUAGAGAUAUGCAGGCGAGCAGCAGAAAUAUCUGAUUAUCAUAUCAAGAAUCAAAUUGCAACUGUGAAUUCUUCUACAGGUAUUGUUACUAUGGCUGAGGUUGAUGCGGCCAUUCAGGAAAUGUUCCAGGCACCUCAUGUCCAAGUAAUGAAAAGUUGUUCUAAACUGAGUAAAAUAUUCUUAACUGCAAUGGUUUAUGAGCUCUAUAAAACAGGGAUGGGGGAAACUACAUUUGAAAAGUUGGCAAUGACUGUUUCAUGUCUCUGCACAAGCAAUGGAGAAGCAUUUCCUGGUUGGGACACACUUCUGAAAGUUGGCUGCAAUCUUGGAGAAUGCAGAAUUAUUCUAUGUGAACCAGGAGAUAGGCACAGGUUGCAGAAGUUGCAGCUCAAUUUUCCCAGUGAUGAUGUGGCUUUUGCCCUGAAAGAUUGCAAGGAUCUGCCAUGGUUGGCCAAGUAUCUAUGAUUCAAGAAGCCUGCAAUUACAUUGAAUUCUUAAUUUAUAGCUACUGUUUUGACUUAGUUCUCAUUUUAAGAUCCUCGUUUCUUUUCACACAUUUUAAUCACAAUCAUGCUGUCAUUGCAAUAUUUUAGGUAUGAUAUUUGGAAGAGAAAAUUGUUUCAAUUCAAGGCAUUGCUACAUUUUUCAAUAUGAAAAAUGCUGAGAUGAAUUGUUUUUCUGAGUUUUUUAUUAUUGUAAUAAAAUGGAAUCGGGAGAAUUCAGAAAAUAAUAGGGUAUCUUAU
Messenger RNA from Durio zibethinus, 3015 nucleotides. RefSeq names its product origin of replication complex subunit 1B-like. Gene Ontology annotation, cellular component: nuclear origin of replication recognition complex. Gene Ontology annotation, biological process: DNA replication initiation; mitotic DNA replication checkpoint signaling. Gene Ontology annotation, molecular function: ATP binding; chromatin binding; ATP hydrolysis activity. The record is from RefSeq and is a predicted model, not a curated record. NCBI's taxonomy places the organism in Eukaryota, Viridiplantae, Streptophyta, Magnoliopsida, Malvales, Malvaceae.